Synchiropus splendidus (mandarinfish) is the source of this 1003-nucleotide messenger RNA. RefSeq names its product mitochondrial ribosomal protein L24 (gene mrpl24). The record is from RefSeq and is a predicted model, not a curated record. The coding region runs from base 259 to 909 and encodes 216 amino acids. Gene Ontology annotation, molecular function: structural constituent of ribosome; RNA binding. The transcript is spliced from 7 exons. NCBI's taxonomy places the organism in Eukaryota, Metazoa, Chordata, Actinopteri, Syngnathiformes, Callionymidae. Gene Ontology annotation, cellular component: ribosome; mitochondrion. Gene Ontology annotation, biological process: translation.
CCCCUUCCGUCAUUAAGACGAGACGGCAACUCAAUUUAUGGAACGGAAAGAAUUCACGUUCUAUAUUUUAUGUAGUCAUUGUCACACGCAUCUCAUACACGGGCCGAUGGAUGGCGCUGUCCGCCAGGGUUCCUGUUGACCUGCGCGUUUGCAUGUGACAUUGGGACCAGAGGAGGGUCGAGAGUUUCUUCCUGUAACCGUUUGUUUUGUUUAUCAAUGUCACUUUAGGUAUUUGUGGACUCUAAAGGACGCAGCACCAUGAGACUGACGGCUUUCCUGGCUGCUGCUGCCCGUGUCGUGCUGCCUAAAGACUACCGCUAUGGCACCAACAGACCGUGGACUGUGGCUGCUCAGAGGAUGAACCCGCCCGGCAAGAGGAGAAAGAAGGUGUUUGUGGAGCCCGUAGCCCCGGAGGACUGGUGGGUGCUGAGGGGGGACACGGUGGAAAUUCUGUCAGGAAAGGACAAAGGAAAACAAGGAAAAGUGAUUCAAGUCAUUAGAAAGAGAAACUGGCUCAUCCUGCAAGGAUUGAACACACAUUACAGGUUUAUUGGUAAAACUGGUGACUACCGUGGGACCUACAUUGCCAGCGAGGCUCCCGUUCUGCUCCGUGACGUUGCCCUCAUCGAUCCCUCAGACAGGAAGCCCACAGAGAUAGAAUGGCGGUUCACAGAAGAGGGUGAGAGAGUCAGAGUCUCAGUCAGGACGGGUCGAAUUAUCCCCAAACCUGUUGUGGAGCGACGAGACGGCAUAGUGCCUCAGCAGUGGAAAGAUGGACCCAAAGACACAAGUCCAGAGGACGCACUAGAGAAGACACACUUAGCAUCUUUGAAGACUCUGGAGGAGGAGGUGAUGGAGAAACUUGGGAUCCAGGAAAACAGGAGGCAGAGAAAGUCCUACUGGUAUUAGCUGGACUGUCUUAACACAACUGCUGACUUUAUGGCACCAUAGGCUCAUGUUUGUAUUUUGUGUGAGAAUAAAUGUAACCAAAAUAUUACAAACU